AUGCAGAAACAGCCGCCGACGCAACCACGGCAUCACCCACCACAACAUAUAGCACAGCAACAGCAGCAACAGCAACAGCUGGACUCGAGGACUCCCAACGACACUCUCGCCGCUACUGCUAGGAUGGCUGGAGGCGAUCCGCGCAACAGAGCCCCGCUUCCUGUUCCUGGAGGUCAUGGCCCAUUCCCACAGAACGAGAAUGGACGUAACAUAGCACCGUUUGAUAUGGCACGCAGCCCGCCAAACCCGCCCGCCGGCAAGAAUACUAAGCAUGUUCCUUGCAAGUUCUUCCGCCAGGGAACUUGUCAGGCCGGCCCGGCGUGCCCGUUCCUACAUUCCACAGACAACACUAUCGAUUCCGCGCCGUGCAAAUACUUUACAAAGGUGAUAAUCCGCGGAAACUGCAAAUUUGGAGCAAAGUGUGCCCUCGCGCACAUCCUGCCCGACGGACGACGGGUGAACCGGCCCAGUGUCGGCUUAGGAGGGAACCUCAAUCUCGGCGGGCGAGUCCAUCCGCCACCUUACCACGCACAAGACUCAGCUCUAGCAAACUCGCUUCUCUCACAGCAACAAGUCAACGGGCACACCGCGCGAUACUCAUACCCCUUCGCCUCCCAAGAUGAAAUGCAACUUCUACCCCCACACGCUCAGCAACUUCAGCAGCAGCAACAACAGCAGCAGCAGCAGCAACAUCCAUAUGGACACCACCAAUACGAUGGUUCGAUCCCAGUUAUUGAUGCCGGACUAGUAUCUGAUUCAGGCUCCAAAUAUGGCUCCCCUCCUGAAGAAGCCCGCCUCCCCAUGUCUCCCAUCGGCCGCACCGCUCUCGAUGCCCCUUUGCCCGCCUCUUUCGACAGCCAAGGCAUAUCUCACAUGGCGCGGUAUGGUCCUGUUGCAGCUUCGAUGCCGUCGAAAUUCAGUCUAGACUUCUCUCCCUCGCCUUCUCAUUCUCACCGACCUAAUGCCGCCCCCGACGUCCUCCGCAGUCUGCAUGAUACGGCCUUUGGCUUGGAUAGGAAACCACUUGGACUCGGUUCCUCUCCUCCUGUUGUCAGUGCAGAUGAAGGCUCCAGUUUCCGUGUAAUGCACUCGCAGCGUGUGCCCCGCCAACGCAUCCUAUCCGCAAGUGUUCCCCGCCCUACCGUUCUUGACGACUGGGAGGACAACUUCACCAUGGAGGAAGACUAUCUCCCGACGAACCUACAUGACGAUGUACUUACUCCGCAAGAGCGCAUGCGCCGGCUCUCUCGCACAGAACAAGACUUAUCAAGCAGCAGCAAGGACCCCUCCGGGCUCGGCAUAGGCAUUGGAAUCGGGGCAUCUACCAAGGUGGGCUCCCCACUAGCGUCCAGCCCGUCACGGUUUGGUGCACUAUUUGCCAAACAGCGUCAGCGGAAGGAAGAAGAAGCCCAGGCUGCGCUCGCCCAAAACGGACACGUCGGCUCGCCGCUACGCGAAUCUGUACUCGGAUCACGCACAUCUGCAGGCACCAUCCGACCCAUCGGCAGUUUGCCCGGAUCUGGCGACAUCUCACCCUUUGUUGCUAGUCCUCGUCAAUCUUCAAUGUCUAUGAUCUCCGAACAGCUAGGCAGCACAUCACUUCACCCUAGCUCUGCACGCGCGCCAACAAGCAACCCCCGUCUUGAACGCAACGUAUCUUCACCCGUGAGCACGGGCCGAAUCGACGAGGAGCAAGGUGACCUGGUAUUCUCUAUGGAAGAAGAGGAAAGUAAUAAGCGAAGUAGCGCAUCUUGGGGCGCUAACAAGGGAGCUGCAGUCAGCGAGGGUGAAAAGAGUGCUAAUACAAAGGCGUCAACGGCUGGUCAGGAUAAAAAGGACGGGAACGGAAAAUCUUACCUAAAAAUGGAGUCUUUGUAUGGAAAUCGAUCUUGA
Molecule: messenger RNA, 1893 nt
Organism: Arthroderma uncinatum
Lineage: Eukaryota; Fungi; Ascomycota; Eurotiomycetes; Onygenales; Arthrodermataceae
Exons: 3
Coding region: 1-1893 (630 amino acids)
Biological process (GO): protein polyubiquitination
Molecular function (GO): metal ion binding; ubiquitin protein ligase activity
Source: RefSeq, a predicted model, not a curated record